This is a messenger RNA of Penicillium lagena, 855 nucleotides long. It is a transcript of the gene asf1, whose product is annotated as nucleosome assembly factor ASF1. Lineage: Eukaryota; Fungi; Ascomycota; Eurotiomycetes; Eurotiales; Aspergillaceae. Gene Ontology annotation, cellular component: nucleus. The coding region runs from base 1 to 855 and encodes 284 amino acids. Gene Ontology annotation, biological process: DNA replication-dependent chromatin assembly; nucleosome disassembly; nucleosome assembly. Gene Ontology annotation, molecular function: histone binding. The transcript has 4 exons. The record is from RefSeq and is a predicted model, not a curated record.
AUGUCGGUCGUCUCCCUACUCGGUGUGAAGAUCCUCAACAACCCAGCGACCUUCACGUCGCCCUAUGAGUUUGAGAUCACCUUUGAGUGCCUCGAGCAGCUUCAGAAGGAUCUGGAAUGGAAACUGACCUACGUCGGAUCCGCCACCUCCUCUGAAUAUGACCAAGAACUGGACUCUCUCCUGGUCGGCCCGGUCCCUGUGGGCGUGAACAAGUUUAUCUUCCAAGCCGACUCGCCCGAUCUGAAGCGCAUCCCUACCUCCGAGAUCCUCGGGGUGACCGUCAUCCUGCUCACCUGCAGCUACGACGACAGGGAGUUUGUCCGCGUCGGCUACUACGUGAACAACGAGUAUGACUCGGAGGAGCUGGUGGCGGAUCCCCCUGCGAAGCCGAUCAUUGAGCGCAUCCGCCGCAAUGUCCUCGCGGAGAAGCCGCGUGUGACUCGGUUUGCCAUUAAAUGGGACUCGGAGGAUUCUGCGCCUGCGGAGUACCCGCCUGACCAGCCCGAGGCCGACAUUCUGGACGACGACAGCAACGCAUACGGUGCUGAGGAAGCAGAACUCGAGGCGGCUCUCGUCAAGGAACUCGCCGAGGCCGACAAGCAGGGCGACGGCGAGGACCAGGAGAUGGAGGGUGCCGAGGGCACUGCUGGCAAGGAGGAUGAAGAAGAGGACAUCUCAGAUGCCGAGAGCGAAGAUCUCGAGGAGGAGAGCGACGAUGAUGAGGAUGAGCUGGACGAGGAUGAGGCUGGUGAAGGUGACGAGGAUGUCGAGAUGGGCGAUGAUGCCGAGCACAAGGAUGAGACUGCCAACAAGGCUGCUGCUCCUCAGGCUCAGCCUGAAGUCAUGGUCCACUAG